This is a messenger RNA of Pristis pectinata (smalltooth sawfish), 5340 nucleotides long. Its product is annotated as zinc finger protein 546-like. The transcript has 10 exons. NCBI's taxonomy places the organism in Eukaryota, Metazoa, Chordata, Chondrichthyes, Rhinopristiformes, Pristidae. The record is from RefSeq and is a predicted model, not a curated record. Bases 209 to 1786 code for a protein of 525 amino acids.
GCGCCGCUCUUGGCUUGGCGGACGGUCCCCAUGAUGGCGGCGCCCUGGGCUUCGCGGAGCGGGCUUCAGCAGGAUGCUGCCUGACUUGUGGAAUAUCCCCACGGUUACUGGGCUUUGUUUCAGAAUCCCAGCAUCUGUGGUGGUUUGCUUUUGUCUGGGACAAGGUGGAUAAGAGGUUGGUUUGCGUAUUCUGCCCUUGGUUGAACCGAUGCCUGACCAGAUGGAAGUUGAUGGGCACCCGUUGGCACCAGUGAAUGAGAUCAGUAUCGUCUGUGAGGCAGCAGAAGCUGCAAGUUCCCGUGAUGGAAGCGACUCCUCAUCCGAUCCGGCAGUGGCACAAGGCGAGGAGGGUCAGGGAGUCGCCACAGUGGACAGUCAGAUGGAGGCCAACCCUUCGCGUGAAGACAACCAGGCUCCAGAAUCUGGGCCAGACGCUGCCCACGCCACCUGUUCCUCCCUGCCACAUGUUUCGGAGGGAACAGCUUCUGGGAGUGGUCAGAUCACUGGAGCACCAGUAGCUGCCACCGCUCAAAGACUGGAAGUGGCAAAAGAGAGCUGGGACCUCCUGGAAACAGCGCAGGUACUGAGUGAGAUCGCCGCGCCUCUCUUGCCAAAGAGCAGCCCGCUAGAAGCUGACAGGCAGGUGGAACCCUUCGCCGAGGUGUCUGACCCUCACGUCCUGGUCUUGUCGACAGUGCAGCAGGAGCACACGGAGCUUCAGGUGCCCGAGGAGGUGAUACUGGAGCUGCCCAACGGCAUCAAGAUGUACGGAAAGGACCUUGCGGGCAUCACCGAGCUCCUGCAUCCCACCCAGGUCCUGCUGCAGACCGGUCCUCGGAAGUUCACCUUGGCCACGGCUGACGCACUGCUCUCGGCAGGGUCUCUCGUCUUCGCCGUAUCCCAGGAAACGAGCCAGGAGGAGCCUCUGGUGAAGCAACCAGAUCCGGAAGUGGAAGGGAAGUUGUACAGGUGCUACCUCUGCAGUUUGACCUUCAAUCGUCGUGGCAACUAUGUCCGACAUAAGAAGAUCCACAUGGUCAACACUGAGGAUGACACCAGGUACAAGUGCCCCCAGUGUGACCGCCAGUUCAUUCAGCACUGUGACCUGCGGAGACAUGCGCACGUCCACACGGGAACGCAGCCCCACAAGUGUGACCUGUGCGGCAAGGCCUUCCUCAGGGCAAGUGACCUGGUGGUUCACAAGCGAUUUCACACCAAGGAUCGCCCUUUUCAGUGCAGCCAGUGCCAGAAAUCCUUCUUCCAGUCCGGUGACCUAAGGCGGCACAUGAGAAACAUCCACAUGACCAAUGCCCGGAUGUUGAGCUGUGGCCACUGUAAGAAGAAGUACACUAAGGAGGCAACGCUGCUCCAUCACAUCCAGACCGUGCACCAGGACAUCUUGUUACAGACCUUGAAGGAACAGGGGCAACACAGCAGUGAGAUUAUGGUGUCGGAGGCCGGAAGUGUAGCCGAGGAGGAGAGGUCAUUGAGCACCUACAGGCUGGAACACACAGGGACGGGCUCUAUAAUCCCAGCACCGCUGAUUGAUCCAGCUGCAUGUGAGGAGACUGCUUUGGAGAAGGCACAUGGCUCACAGUACAGUGAGCUCCAUCCUUCUGUCUCAGGUCAACACUUGGAAACUACAAUCCCAGACAGUACAAGAGAACAAACACAAGCUCUCCUUGGCUGCAGUGGCUCAGGCCCAAGCCUUGUGUUGAUAGAUAUGCAUCCUACAGCAACCACGCAGGAGAGACCACAUCACCCAGACUGUCCAACAGUGAAAUGAAGCAACCUGGCUGUUAUUUUCAUUUUGCCAGAACACGGUCCAUUUUCAAAAAAAAGGCUUAACAAGAUAUUCCAAAGAUGAGAUACUGUUUAAAUUUGCAGUUGUAGUAAAAGCACCUGGAAAGUAUGACCCAGGAAAGCUAGUCUUUAAAUUAUACCAAUGCUGCCACAGAAAUAUUUCCAGGGCUAGUGCGGCAUUGUCACAUAAUACAGCUACACCUGUAUAUUCCACUGGAGGAGGAGCCCAAGCUGAUGGAUGAUUUAAUUUAAAAUCUCUGCCUCUGAGUUUUCCUUACUCAGCACCAGUUUACUGUUGCUGAUGUUGUGCAUCCCUCCUGCUCUUUAAUGCUCAGGUCCUGGGGAAAGGUUUUACUUUGUAUUUUACUUGUAGUUUAGGAAGUGAGGCAGCUUUAAUGAGCAUGACUGUGCCACAGCCAGAUUUAUUUUCUAGUUUAGUGGUGGUGGUGGUGGUCAAAGGAAUAAAUAGGGGCUAGGCAAUUGGUGUGAAUGUUUUACCUUGCCUCAGGGUCAUGCUUGGAGGAAUCUUAAAGCCCAGGGAGUGAUCUUACUUUAACUUCAGCACAGCAUGGAGGUGCUUUUGUUUUAAAUUCAAGCUAUCAGUCCAGAUAUGUACACCAUUCCCUUGGAUGGAGGACUUGAACUGGUUCUGCCAUUUACUUAAUCUAAAAUAAUGCAGACCAGAACUAUCAGAAUAUGGGUUGUGCACCUGAAGAUAAAUGUUAAACAGGGGAUGUGUCUGGCUCUCCAUCCACCUCCUACUGGGAAUGACAGUAUAAAACUUUGAGAGAUUAGUAGUACAUGGAUAGCUCACUGCUACUAGUUACACAAGUGACAAAUAAAACAUCUGUUCUCCCUGGUGCCGCUGUGUACAUAGCCCACAGCUGGUAAGAGCAGGAAGAUGUCACUAUAGCACAGACUCAAGCAUUUAGAUUCGACAGGGUGAAAAUACUAAUGCAGAGGUGAAGAAUGGUGCAGUCACUGACAUUAUGUAGCACAACAGUAGGAGACAAAGCUAUGCUGAAACAUGUUCAAGAAAUCUCAUUCUUUCUAUAAAAUGGGUUCACUGCUGAAGACUCUUCCCAGUGUGACACCUGAUGAUGUUGGAGUGUAGGCAAUGUUUCUCACCAACACCUAAGAGAGGGGAGGGGAGUAAGCUCCCAGGAAUCUCUUGCAUCCUAAGGGACAGAUAGGGUCUUGUUUCAACAUCUUAGCCAAAUAGCCAGCUGUCAAACAACAAGGAUGGAAGACCUGAAGACAGAAGCUUGCAAAGUCUGUGAAGAUUGUUGUCACAGUACUUUCUCCCUGUCUCUCGAUUUAGUCAUCCAAAUCCUCCCAUGUUCCAGUGGGAUUGUUUAUUUAGCUAACAUAUUGGUUAUAGUACUUUGGCAAUUGGUGUGACUACCAGUGACUGAUCUACAACCUGCGCUCCAAUUUGCUGCCCCCAGGUUACUCAACCAAUGUUUCAAACCCUUGACCUCUACCACCAGGGGGAACAAGCCCACAGGUUCCGCCUCAGUCCUUGUUAGUCUCUAAAUCCUGGAACACGCAGCUGAAAGUAGGAAUUUCACCAGAAGGGCUCCAGGGUAAGCACAGAUGUGGGCAAGUAAUACUGACAGCACUGGCUGUGCUCAUGACUACAUGUGAACAAGAGCUACCCUGCCCACUUGCAAUGAUUUACUGUGUUUAGAUGUCAAAUGCCACAUGCAGGCUUGGUUGUGCUUUCACCAGCCUUAUAUACUCUCACCAGCAGGAGUCCCCAUCUUACACUCAGGACCAAGCAACUUGGAUCAUCCAGAUACCAACCCCAACCACUGAACAUUUCCGUCAAGUGUAAGACACACCAUGCGAGAUUUGCAAUUGUUAUGAUUCAGGCUUUAGGAUAAGCAUUAAAAAAAACACACUUGCAAAUCACUGUAACCAUUUUAUAAAUGUACAUAUUAUAAAGAGCUUGUACAGAUAUAGAAUUACUUUGAUUAGGAGGAAAAAUAAACUUGUAUUCUGAAAACAAUUCUGCUCCAAGAAGCUAAAUAUACACAAACGUCAUCCAAUAUUUUACACACAUCACAUAAUCAGACUCACAGAAGACCGAAAUGCAGAAUUCUGUAUUGUGUAAACAGCACAAGUCACUGGGAGAUGCUCCACCAGUCUUUAACAGAAUUAAAUGCAAUUUUUAUAACAGUUGCCAUAUUUUGUUUGGGGUGGUGUACAAUGGCAUUUCACUGCUCCAGGAUUCAGCAUUGAACUUUUAGACUGCCCAAGCCUCUCCCUCUGUCUCUGAGGAAUCUUGAGUUGUAGGAUCUCAUUUAGAUUAAAUAGAAAGAGUUUUUGCUUCUGUUCCCUUCACCUAAAAAGGCAGAUGUGCUCAGUUGAGUCAUAACUGGAUACCCUUUACCAUGUCAGAUUUGGGGGUGUGGGGGGGGGGGUGUGGGGGGAGAUAUAUAAUUAAUGUCUGGCAGUGAAGCAACGUUCUCUCAAACUAUGACCAAGUCUGCAAGAUAACCUCUGGUUAAGUGCAUUAAUUCAGGAGCUGGUCCCAGCAGUUGUUGGACAGCUGCUAGAAUAUUUGCUUUGAUAUACUAUAAUCACUGUGUGUUCAAUCUGCAGAUAUACGAGGAAGUGGGCAAAAUGUUGGGAAUAGAGGGGUUAAAAUCAACCUGGUGUCAUUUCUCAGAAUGCACUAGACCAUUCCUCACACCCAUGUUAGUAGUGGGUAGCAUGUGACCUGGAAGUGACCCAAUACACAUUUUUAAUCAACACAAAAUAUUAAGUAUAAUGCACAAAUAUAUACAUUAAAUUUAUGACAGAAAGGGGAGAGAAACUGGUGUGGCCCGAGACACAGUUUUGGGGCUACUGUUUCCAAUUUAUUGUAAUCAUUUAGAUUUCUGCACAUUUUGAAUUUGCUUUGAUGACAGAACUAAUGUUUCACCUUCAAUCUAAUCCCCACAGACACUUCGACCUGCUGAAGUGGUCAACUUCUGUUUGUUUCAAAUUUGCAGUGCCUGCAGAAUUUUUGUUUUAAUUAAGACAGAGACACAAGAGACUGCAGACACUGGAAUCUGGAGCAACAUACAAUCUGCUGGAGGAUCUCAGCAGGUUGAGCAGCAUCUGUGGGGAGGGAGAGAAAGGAAUUGCUGACAUCUUGGGUUGAAAUCCUGCAUCAGGACUGAGUGCGGAGGGGGAAGAUAGCCGGCGUAAAAAGAGAAGGGGGAGGGGUGAGAGAUGCCAGUAGGUGGUUGGUGGAUCAAGAAGGGGGUGAAGGAUGAUGGACAGAAGGAGCCAGGUAGAAGAGGGAUAGAGGUGGUGUUGGCAAACAGAGGCAGGUGGGUGAUAAAUGGAGGCAGGUUUAAAAAAAAUGGCACCAGGUUGGGGGGGGGGGGGAAGGUUAGGGUGGAGACAGAGGCUGGAGGGUGAUGAGCUGGAACACGAGGGUGCCACUGCUGGAAUCUGAUCAAUAAGGAAUGUGAUAAUGGGAAUCAUUAGGGGAGAGCUGAGGGGCAAAUGGAUCUAGAUUGGGGGGGGGGGGGGGGGGGGGGA